UCGCUCCUCGGCUCAAUUACCGCAUUUUCCGUGUAAUUCUUUUAUAUUUUGGAUUUCCGAAAAAUAUUGAAUGAAACUUUGCGUGAAAUGGCGACGGAAAAAGAUUUAGUAAAUGCUGUACGAGAAUCGUUAAAGGCCGAUGGAAAUCUCGAUCGGAUAAAAGCAGAAAUGCGUACAGAAGUGAUAAAAUUGCUCGAUUGUUCUAGCAAAGAGAGCAACUCAAAAACUGUCAAGCCUUCUCACGAUAUUGUUUUCCUUAAUGAACUCGUUAGAGAAUAUCUGGAUUGGAUGGGUUACAAAUACAGUUCCACUGUAUUUCGUGCAGAAUGCGAUCUUCCCAAACAUUGCUUGGAUCGUAAGCUUCUUGCGCAAGGCUUAGGGGUAAAAGACAAUGAGAAGAGCAAAAACCUACCGUUAUUAUGUGGACUCGUACAAACAUUUACUAGCUUAAAAGAUACCUAAUUAUAAAAUCUACACGAGCAUGUAUUAUUCAACAUUUAAUUGUGAUUUUUAAAUGCGAUUUAUUUAUUUAUUUCCUACGUAUGUUACACACAUACAAAUCUCUCACACUUAUAUCUUUUUUUAUAUAUAUAUGUACAAACUUGAAAACAUAUAGCACAAACUUAGAUGGUUUAUACUUAUUAUAAUAAAUAAUGAAAAACAAAGCAGUAUUCUUAUUGGUAUACAUGGCAACUUCUUUGUUAAUAUA
This is a messenger RNA of Temnothorax curvispinosus, 709 nucleotides long. RefSeq names its product lisH domain-containing protein FOPNL. Gene Ontology annotation, cellular component: ciliary basal body; motile cilium; centrosome. The transcript has 3 exons. Gene Ontology annotation, molecular function: protein binding. The coding region runs from base 88 to 462 and encodes 124 amino acids. Gene Ontology annotation, biological process: cilium assembly; microtubule anchoring. Lineage: Eukaryota; Metazoa; Arthropoda; Insecta; Hymenoptera; Formicidae. The record is from RefSeq and is a predicted model, not a curated record.